Molecule: messenger RNA, 2468 nt
Organism: Amphibalanus amphitrite
Lineage: Eukaryota; Metazoa; Arthropoda; Thecostraca; Balanomorpha; Balanidae
Product: protein NDNF-like
Exons: 11
Coding region: 190-2064 (624 amino acids)
Molecular function (GO): protein binding
Source: RefSeq, a predicted model, not a curated record
UGGCAGGCCGUGGAGUCCGGCCGGCCGGUCGGCCAGUCCGACCCAAAGCGCCGUGUGGUGAGGUGCCGCGAUAUGUGGUACAGAGAGGAAACCCGACGGGGCGGGUCACGGUGGUGGUGAGGGAGGAGUGAGGGAGGAGCAGGGGAAGAGGUGGUUGGUGAAGUUCAAGAAGUGAAGACUAGCAGAAACAUGAGGACGUUUCCGGUCACUGUAGCGCUGCUUCUAUCGCUGGCGAAUCCGUCAGCACCGGCCUCCAACAAUGACCGCAGCCAGGACAACCUAGAGGUCGACAGCGAUGACCCAGGUGACCUGGAGGUCAGUUUCGGCGAGCCCACUGCAGGACAGGAGAGACUCUUACGAGCCGCCUCAGCUAGUCAGAAGAAGCUGCAGCCGAAGCACGUGCUGCCCAUCAACAAACAAGUGUCCGCCUUCCUCCCGGCCGGCACCUACAAGAGGUUUUUAUAUCGUCAGAGUCGGGACGGAGUGGCCAUUUCCCUAGUGGUGACGCCGUGCUCCGCCUCUCUGAGAGGGCAGAUCACAUUUCAGCCGGAUAAAAUCAGAGAAGGUGGUAAACGGGAGGUGCUGCGGACAAUCAACGGCCCGGACCAGGUCAUCUACUCGGCGCGGCGCGGCCUGACGGGCGACUACGACGUCAACAUCUCGUCCAGCGCCGACACCUACGUCCACUUUCUGGCAACGGAUGAGGACCUGGCCGGGCUCGGCAGCCUGCGGACCAAGGUACAGGUGCGCAGCCGCAGUAAGAGUCGCGCGGAGAUCAGCUGGUCGCCCGGCUCACACGGUGGACAGGCGCUCAGCUACUGUCUCAUCACAUCACCGACGCAGCACUUCAGCUCUGUGUGCGGUGGUCUGAGCGCCAAGUUCGGCCUGCAGCCGCCGGAGAGUGGAGGGGCUCGCCGGAGACGGCAGCAGGGGGCGUCACCGCCGCGCCGCCAGGGACCCGAGCCCAACGACAGCAUCACGGUCGGCUGCGUGGGAAAGACGACCGUGUACACGCUGUACGACCUGCUGCCCGGCCGGAAGUACUUUGUGACCGUGUUCGGACAGUACGCCAACCGGAGCGUCAGCUUCCAGUACGGCACGGCUGAGUUCAGGUACCAGGACCGCUCGGAGCGCACCUCAAUGCGGAUCCGGCAGAACCGCGUGACCAAGCUGCGCCUGUCCCCUUGGCGACCGUUCCGAAUUCUGGAGCUGCGCGUACCGGCCAAGUACGAACGACUACACUACUUCGUGGUGCCGUGCGGCGGGCCGCUCUCGCUGCAAGUCAACCGCACCUACAACAGUCCCGGGGUCUCGGACGAGUCGGUCCUAAUUCAGGAGGUCAACAUUAGCAGCGACGUGCUGAUCCGGAGCGACCUAAACAGCAGCCGCCUGACGGUCGGUAACGUCAGGUACCAGUUCAACCUGACGGCACCAGGCGGCGCCACCACUGUCGAGUUCCAGGCCACUUGGAGGCGCGGUCGACUGCGCGUGGCCUCCCUGCCGGGCCGGCCGCGGGUGCGGGCCGCAGGACCGCGCCGGAGGGCCCGGCUCGGCCUCAACUGCUCUCAGCUGGCCCUGCGUAUGCCUCGGGCGCGGGGCCGGCGGCUCGAAUACUGCGUGCUGUUGGAGCUGGACACGACUGGCCGGACCGGCCGGCGCUUCAAGGCGCCCUCAGCGUGCGGUCUGGAGCUGCGGCACGCGCACCAUCCGGCCAACAUGACCCGCUGCGGCUCCAGCAAACAGCUGCGCAGGAGGAAGCGCGUGGAGGUGAUCUUUGACGACCUAACGCCGGGUCAGAGUUACGUGGUGCGCGCCAUGGUUCGUCCAGAUAAGGGCCGGUUCAUCCCGUACAGCCUGAGUCAGGUGACGCUGCCGCCGUGUUCAGACGAGGUGCCGAACGAGUUGACGGAGGACAACAUCGCCGGCCUGCAGCCAAUCGGAGCGCAGGGAUCCGGCACCAGGACGAGCGCUGAACAGACGGGCUCGUCGCGGCCGGCCUCGGCCGACUCCCGCGCCGAGGCGGCGGAGGAGACCAAUAAUGAGCUCACUGACUGGACUCCGUGACCGGUGCGGCACGGGCGGCACUGCUCGGAGUUCCCACGUACUGGAGCAAUGUGAGACAUACUCCGAGACGAGCAGGUCGAAGGCAGUGGAUCCUGUUCGAGGGUCGAGAGUGUUGAGUAAUGUAUAUCUGAUCAAACCGAGGGCCUUUUCUAGCCUGUUACACAGAUCGCGAGCCAGCGAUUAGUAAGUAGGUACCGUAGCCAUAUAGUAACUACUGUAUUGUGGAUUGAAAUGAGAUGCGUUAACUGCUAACUCGUCUUGAAUAGAUGAAGAAUUUCUUCUCCAGAAAAUGUUGAGCGUCUUAGCAAUGUCCCGUAGCGCCUGUAAACAUGUCAUUGUACCAUUUGUAUAAUGAACUCAUUUUCUUAAUAAAGACGGCAAAACUCAACGAGACAUCUUUAUAA